Ochlerotatus camptorhynchus is the source of this 1515-nucleotide messenger RNA. Its product is annotated as pickpocket protein 19-like. The record is from RefSeq and is a predicted model, not a curated record. The transcript has 10 exons. NCBI's taxonomy places the organism in Eukaryota, Metazoa, Arthropoda, Insecta, Diptera, Culicidae. Gene Ontology annotation, biological process: sodium ion transmembrane transport. Gene Ontology annotation, cellular component: plasma membrane. Bases 1 to 1500 code for a protein of 499 amino acids. Gene Ontology annotation, molecular function: ligand-gated sodium channel activity.
AUGGAUGCGAGCAAAUUUACUCGGUUGGCAAUUGCUGCCAAAAAUCGUCAUCUGCAGCAGCUCAAGCGAACCGAUUCGGUAAUAGAAACCAUACGGUGGCAAAACUCCGACAGAGAUCCAGUCGAUAGUGAAACGUUCCGCCAAAAGUUACUGACCCUGCUCAGCAUCGAAGGUUUGCGGCAUGUAUUCGACCGACGGAAGCACCCUCUGGAAAGAAUCCUUUGGGCAGUAACAAUUGCCGGCGCAGUGUACGGAGCCUUGUUCAUCGGAAUGUACCAAAUGGAUCACUUCUACGCCAGCCCAACGGUUACACAGCUCGACAAAAACUACCGCGGAUGGAUUGGAAACAUGCCAGCAGCUACGUUUUGCUUCCGGGAUCGUUUCGACCGCUCUAAGGCUAUCAAUUACAUCAAACGCAACAACCUAUCCACAAGUGACGAUGUGGCCGAUAUAGAACGAAUCCUGAACCUAUUUCAAGUGCUUGUCAACGUAACCGUUUCGAAUUUCAGCGCAUUAGCACCAUUUACCAUUAAUGACAACGACAACAGUCUACCGCUCACCAACGUCGACAUCCUAUCGGUGGUCAGUGCCGUACAUCCGCACCAUGAAGUUGCUAUAAACAGUUUCGAUCCGGUCUACAACGAUUUGCCAAUUAAGCAAGUCAUCACCGAACGUGGCAUCUGUUACACGCUCAAUGCUCCACUCUCUCGGCUGCAGGCCACCUCUGGUGUCAACCGAGACCAAAGUGCAAAUUCACUAAAUGUCGCUUUUUCACAAAAACCAAUAACAUGUGCUUACUCAAAAAAUCAAUGCUACAUGAAAAUUGAUACCUACGAAUCAACGGUAUCGUACUUACUCCACUCUCCAUUUGAACUGGCCACGAACGAUGUACAAUUUGCUGUAAUGAACGAAACUGAUGAGCUUGUCGCUUCCUAUGUCGUGCUGGAAACAGAGGCCAGCGAUAGGCUACGAGAUUUAUCAGUAAAACAACGCAGCUGCAUUUUCUAUGAUGAAAAAUAUCAAGGUUUAGAGAUUUAUACAUACAACCUGUGCGUGAUGCACUGCCGAGCAACCAGGGCCCUGAAUCUUUGUCAAUGCAAGCCGCACUUUUACCCUUUCGUAGAUGGUCCCACGUGCACUAUCGGUGGGCUGCGGUGCCUAGCGAACCAUCCCAGCUGGCACGAUAAGCAUUCCUGCCGCUGUUUGAAGCCGUGUACCGAAAUUGUGUACUACGUACUGAGCGCUACCAAAAGCCACUGGGCUGCUGAAGGAGGCAUUCCAUUCAAGCAGAAGGCUUCCGUCCGAUGGGAAAUCGUUCAACCGAAAAUGCGAAUCCGACGGGAUGUGCUGUUCACUUUCGAAGAUUUACUAGUUUCUUUUGGCGGUGGCAUUGCACUUUUUGUAGGUAAAAACCUAUUCGCGUUUGCUGAAGUACCAAUAUUUUUAGUAAAGGAAGCAAUGGAAAAGAUUUUCUUUAUGAUCAAAAGAACCAGGAAAUAGAUUUGUGCAAAAUAA